UCAUUGGCUGUUAGUGUCAUUACGUAGCUGUCCCGGAAACACCGUGUUGCCUGACCACGCCCCCUUGCGAAUUUCUGUCAUGGCUGCUCACGGCGUGAGUGAAACUACGGAUGUGCUAAAAUAGCAUAUGUUGUUUUCCCUCAGGUUCACCGAUGUGGGCUAAAUUAUUUCUUAACCCCAGGUUUAUCAACAGAGUUCAUCUCACGUGGAGUCACAGAUCACUAAUCACAAUGCAACUGAAAACUAAAGAGUUUGAGUCUUUAUUUACCGACGGGCUGGUUGGCCUUGCUGAAAUAUUUGAAAAGAACCAGUUUGAACUGAGGAUUGCAGGAGGGGCGGUGCGGGACCUUCUGUCAGGAAACCGGCCUGAAGAUGUAGACUUUGCCACCACAGCCACUCCAGAUGAAAUGAAGGGCAUGUUCCAGACAGCAGGAGUCAGGAUGAUAAACAAUAAAGGAGAGAAACAUGGGACCAUUACUGCCAGGCUUCAUAACGAGAACUUUGAAGUGACCACUUUGCGAGUGGAUGUGCAGACCGAUGGGCGGCACGCAGAAGUGGAGUUUACCACUGACUGGCAGAAGGAUGCAGAGCGCAGAGAUCUCACCAUCAACUCCAUGUUUCUUGGGCUGGAUGGGACUCUGUAUGAUUAUUUCCAAGGAUAUGAGGACCUCAAGAACAGGAAAGUAAGGUUUGUCGGCAGUGCCUCGCUACGGAUCCAAGAGGACUACCUUCGAAUUUUGAGAUAUUUCAGGUUCUAUGGGAGGGUGGCAGCUGAGCCUGGGCAACAUGAACCUGAGACUCUGGAGGCAAUAAGAGAGAAUGCCAAAGGAUUGGCUGUUAUCUCCGGUGAGAGGAUCUGGGUGGAGCUGAAGAAGAUGCUGGUUGGAAACCAUGCUGGUCAUCUGCUGGACCUUGUCUAUGAGUUAGGCCUAGCCCAGUACACAGGUCUUCCAGCAGAUGGCAAUGUUGGAGAGAUGAAGCAGGUCUGGCAGAGGGCUCAAGACAGCUCUCCUAAACCCAUGACUAUCCUGGCUGCUCUGUUCCGAAGCCAGGAGGAUGUGGAGAAACUGGAUCUGCGACUGAAGCUGUCCAGAGAAGAGAAAAACCUGGGCCUCUUUCUGGUCAGAUACAGACAAGAUCUCGUUAAGGGACAGGAUCAACACGACAGCUUGAAACCGUACACAGAUUUCAUUAUUGAUUCUCGAGAGCCGGACUCCCAGAGUAGAGUACUGGAGCUUCUGAAGUAUCAAGGAGAAAAGAAACUUUUAGAUGAGCUGAGAAAGUGGUCCAUCCCCCGCUUCCCUGUGAGUGGGCAUGACCUGCGCAAGCUGGGCAUUACCUCGGGUAAAGAGAUUGGCACAAUCCUUCAGGAGCUUAGGGACGUGUGGAAGAAGAGCCGCUAUCAGAUGAGCAAAGAGGAACUUUUGGCCAACCUCAGCAGAUCCUGAUGUCAGACAAGGAAACACACUAGUGUCAGAAGUGCUAUUGUCUCUGCAUGCAUGUUCUAUAAUGCAUUAUGAGUCUGUGUACACAAGGUGCACCUCCAUAGUGUCAACAGAGGAGCCAUCAGGGCUGUAUGGAGCACUUGUAUAACACUUAUUAUUUUGUCCUGUGGCUUUGCAGAAACAAUGCUGCCAAAGGCUGAGGAAUAUCUAUGGUUGCUAUCUUGGGAGUAUGUAAUGGCUGAUUUUGGGAUGCAGAAAAUGUCUUGUAAUAUCAAAGCAUGCAUUGUGAGAUUUAGAACGCUUAACAUAUGGAGCAUUUACCCCAACACCUAACCAUGGGCAUCAUAAUCACUCUCUAAAAAGCGUUCUUUUUGAAAUUUUAUAAAUUAAGUUCCCUAUCAUUUUCCUUUUAUAAAUGGUGAUUUAGUCUGACAUAAUAUCAUUCAUUUAUUCAUUAAUAUAAUUGGUUUAAACAAGGAUGCAUCUAAAUUGAAUGACAGGAUGCAGUUUCAUUUCAAUUUUUUUGUGAAGUGGUGUAAUUAUUAUAGUCAAGAGAGUAAUUUAGCUCUCCUGCAGAGAUGACAUCUUCGCAUAUGAAGAUGUAGCCAUGGUUUCAAUAUGAGGAAAAAUUAUGUUCCUUUUGUCAGCAGUUCAUAGUUAUUAGAUGAUUAUGUAACCAACCCUUCAGGUGUUUACUUUGAAAUAAAGUAGCACACAUCAAGUA
Messenger RNA from Megalobrama amblycephala (Wuchang bream), 2169 nucleotides. RefSeq names its product tRNA nucleotidyl transferase, CCA-adding, 1 (gene trnt1). The transcript has 8 exons. Gene Ontology annotation, biological process: RNA processing. Lineage: Eukaryota; Metazoa; Chordata; Actinopteri; Cypriniformes; Xenocyprididae. Gene Ontology annotation, molecular function: nucleotidyltransferase activity; RNA binding. The record is from RefSeq and is a predicted model, not a curated record. The coding region runs from base 153 to 1448 and encodes 431 amino acids.